CCCUGUUUCGCGUGUUUCGGCUGGCGGUUGCAGCUCGAAUGAGCCGAGCAGCGCCGGGUCGUCCAAGACGAGGUGAUGACCCAGUUGGCGCUACAGCGGGGCAAUGCGGUGAACCUGCGGUUACAGGCAAGCAAGCCGGUCUUUAGCAAACAUAGUAUUGACCCCGACAAGAUCGCCGUUGCGUUGAACAAUGGCAAGAAGGAGGAGGUGGUGCCGGUCCUGCGGCACCUCUGCUCAGCGGGGAAGGCCACCAUCGAGUCGCUGCAGGUCGUUGAAUGCAUCGGGCGGCUCUUGAGGCACCGCGACAGCUCCGUGGCCGCGCUGGCGGCUCGAGCCAUGGCUGUGGCGCAGGUCUCUGGACAGCGCUAUGAGGAGGCGUUGCUGCACCUGCUGCAGAUGGAUGAGAAUUGCGUGUUGGCAGCGCUGGAUGCUCUGGGCAAGAUGGGCUCAAACAUCCAGCCCACCCGAAAGGCGCUGGUGGUUCGCCAGGUGGCCCAAUGCCUCAGCGGCCGCAGCGUGCCCGUGCGCUGUGCAGCCUUGAGAACGCUCGCGGAGCUGAAAGCCACGCGACAAGCGUUGCAGCUGCACGACCUUUUGCAGACCGAGCAGGUGCCCGAAGUCGUGGGCGCCUUGGUGGAGGUUCUGGCGCAGCUGAGUGCGCUGACGCGUGAAGCGGAGAGUUGCUUCCCAGAGGAUUUUCGAGAACAGAAGCUGGGUGAGAUGCUUGCGACACCUCGCUUGGCAUAUUCUGCCUUGAAAGCUAUGGCUUUCCUGGGCCCCAAGGCCCCGGCGAAGCUGCUGCCGAAGGUGACUGAGCGCCUGGCAGAUGCGGAUGUGAGCACUCGCUAUGCUGCCGCCCUGGCCUUGGGCGGCAUGGCGGAGACGGUCGCGGCUUCCAAAGAGACGAUCGACCAGCUCGUGGCCAUGUUGAAAUCCUCAGAUGUCGGCCAACGAGCGGCUUGCUGUGUGGCCUUGGCGCAGAUGGGCAGCGAGGCGAAGCUCAGUGCCGAGUUGGUGGCCACCUUGGUCAGUGAUAUGGAGGAGGCGCCGAAGCCGCAGCUAAGCAGCGCGGGGCAGCGGGUGCCCGCGGAGAUGGCUAUGCCGCGCUGUGCGGCUAUCAUGGCCCUGGGUGCCAUGGGCGCCAGAGGUAGUGCCAAAGCAGUGGCGCAGGGCCUGUUGGAUGGGCAUUGGCAGGUGCGUCUUGCCGCGGCUGAAGCAAUGGCGAAGCUGGGUGAGGCGGCCAGCGAGUACCUUCCAGCGCUGAUCGGAGCACUGCGGGACGACUUCUAUCUGGUACGUGCCGCGGCCUGCGGGGCCUUGGGCGCGCUGCGGAUGCCGGAGGCGCUUCCAGGCUUAGCACAAGCCUUUGAAGAUCCCUCAGCGCCCGUGAGGUGCGCUGCCUUGACGGCCGCAGCCGACUUGGUCAGAGGUGCCGAGGAGUAUUGCCAUGAAGUCUUCAAGGCAAUCACUGAUCAAGAGGCAGAGGUGCGUGCCGCAGCUGUCUGGUGCCUCGCAAGACAUGAAAGCUUAGCGGAGUGCUAUGUGGGCGUAGUCGCCACUCAGCUGAUGGACCCGAGCCCCGAGGUGCGCGCAGCCGCGGUGAGCGGUCUGGGCGUCAUGGGUGGUGCAGCGCGAGGCUUCCAAGACGAGGUGAGUUUCAUGAUGAACGAUCCCAGCGACAUGGUGCGCCAGGCUGCUGCGGGUGCUCUGGAACAGCUGGGUCUGCGGGAGCCUCUUGCGCCCAUCAAGCCGCUGGCGGCCCGCUCGCCGGCGGUCAUCAAGGCGGUCCUGCAGCCGCCACCGGACAACAAGGAUCCGGUGGAAGGGCUGGGUCAAUAUUAUAAGAGUGUCAUGAUGAAAAAGUCGGAGCUGGUCAAAUGCGGCAAGUGGAUCGACGACGAUAUCUUUUAGGUUUAGCUUCGAUUUGUGUGUCUCACCGCCCCUUGCUGAGCUCGGCCGUAGGGAAAAAAACAACAGCAACAGCAAGACUGGAAACUCAGAACGCGCGAUAGUCGCUGUAUGUG
This is a messenger RNA of Cladocopium goreaui, 2024 nucleotides long. The record is from the annotation of a GenBank genome assembly. Lineage: Eukaryota; Dinophyceae; Suessiales; Symbiodiniaceae.